GAGCCUGCGCGCAGUGUUGUCCGGUCCGUGGAGAGAUUAAAUACACAACCGUGGAACCAUGUUUUCUAGGAGCCUGAACGUAUGUGUGACACUGUGUUUAUGGAUUACAGCGUUAACGAGCCCGGAAAGUGUGUCCGCGAGGAAACAGGACGACUCUUUCUUCACUGCCAGUAUUUACCGAGCAAGAUGCGCCUCGAGAUGCCUCAGUCUGCACAUCACUCGCAUCUCUGCUUUUUUCAAGCACUCCCAGAAUAAUGGAUCCUUGGUGUGGUGCCAGAAUCACAAGCAGUGCUCUAAGUGCCUGGAGCCCUGCAAGGAAUCCUGGGACCUGAAGGAAAACCAGUGCCAGGAUUUAUGUGAGCCCCUCUUUCCCAAGAAGCACUAUGAAUGUCUUACAAGCUGUGAGUUCUUGAAGUCAAUAGAGGGAGUGAAGCAGGGCGACUGUCCUGCCCCAGAGAAGGCCAGUGGCUUUGCAGCCGCCUGCGUGGAGAGCUGCGAGGAGGAUGGAGAGUGUUCAGCUGUCAAAAGGUGCUGCUCCAAUGGCUGUGGCCACACCUGCCAGCUGCCUAAGAACCUCUACAAAGGAGUCCCUCUGAAGCCAAGGAAAGAUCUGGUGUUUUUGGAGCAGCCAUCAGGUCAGCUGGAGAUCCACUGGUCCUCCAAGUUCAACAUCUCCGUGGAGCCCGUCCUCUAUGUGGUGCAGCGUCGUUGGAACUAUGGCAUCCAUCCCAGCGAGGACGAUGCCACAGAGUGGCAGACAGUUGCCCAGACUGCAGAGGAGCGUGUCCAACUGGCUGACAUCAGAGCAAGCAGAUGGUACCAGUUCAGAGUUGCUGCAGUCAAUGUCCACGGGACCCGCGGCUUCACUGCGCCUAGCAAACACUUCCGCUCCUCCAGAGAUCCGUCCGCCCCUCCCAGCCCAACCGGUCUGCGUAUCACCAACAUGUCGCUGGGCGAUGAAGGCCUGCUGACAGUUCGUCUUAACUGGACCUUGCCAGAGGAGCCUGAUAUCCCCAUACACCACUAUAAAGUGUUCUGGAGCUGGACUGUGCCCACCAGGUCGAUGGUGCCAUCCAAGAAGAAAAGGAGAAAGACCACCGAUGGGGCUCUGAGAUGGGUGAAUCUGGAGGGACUUCAACAAAACAGCAGCUACACUGUGGAACUGCAGGCUGUCACAUACUGGGGCCAGGUGCGACUGAAGAGCUCCAAGGCUUCUCUCCGCUUCAGCACCACCCAGAAUAAUGAGUCAGUAAAAUCAGUGCUCAAGUCAAAGAAGGAUGAUAUAUCCUCUCUUGGUUCCACCCUGCCCAAACGCCCUGCUGGUCCUCUAGAGGUAGGCACACCCUUCUACCAGGAUGGCCAGUUGCAAGUCCGUGUCUACUGGAAGCACCGGGGAGAUCCCACAGUGAGUCGCUAUCAUGUCCAGUGGAUGCCAGAGUAUUGCAGCCACAACGAGACCCGAGGACCAGAGAAAUCAGUCACACAGGAGAACUACAUUAACCUCCCGGGCCUGCUGUUCUCCUGCAAGUACAAAGUCACUGUUCACAUGCUGAAAUCCAAGAGACGCUCCAAGGAUGAGAGCACCACCUUCCUUACCCCAUCCUGUGCCACCAUCCGGAGCAAGACUCAUAAAUACAUCCCCUGCCCAGGUGAGGGAGUUCCAAGUCAUCCAAAGGUUUUGGCUAAGCCAGAGAACCUGACGGCUUCUUUCUCCAUCAACGAGGGAAACAUCACGGGAAACUUCCUGUGGCGCGUGUCCAGGGUUGCUCCCCAUCAGCGAAUCACAGGCUUCCAGGUCACCUGGGCCGAGAUCACCACUGAGAGCCGGCAAAACAGCCUGCCCAACAGUAUCAUCUCCCAGUCCCAGAUCCUGCCUCCAGAUCAUAACUUACUUGUAGUGUCCAACCUACGGCCAUCCACCUACUACAGACUGGAGGUGCAAGUCAUAACAACUGGAGGAGAAGGUCCUGCCACUGUAAAGACUUUCCAGACCCCGAACAUAUUACCAGUCAUUCAACAUCGACCCAGGCUCCGGCAGCACCACUCUCAUCACCAGAAGCCAUUAGUAGAGAGACACUGAGCCGUAUGUCGAGGCAAACCCAACGGGGAGAAGUACCAGCGGAUCUCUGCUCCUGCCUGUCAGAGAAGAAAUGUGUGGAACCAAACAGAAACACAGUGCACCAGACCAUGAACUGACCCCCCGGCUCGUCAAACAUGGGUCCAUCUUCUCCAGGCUCCACGACACAUCAGCUGUUCCUUCUUAACCGCUCUCUCCAGACUGACACAUGGCACCAGAUGGGUUGAUUUCUACAGUGAAAUUUAAGCUGCAAGGUUUCAUAUUCUGCAUUGAUUAGUUCAAAGUUCACCAACUCACCCAGACUCAUAAAGAAGCUGUGGAAUUCCAGGUAAAAGUAAGAUCCAAGAACCGCUAAAGUUAUUACUGAAGAUGGCUGAACAUGGAUGGGAGGAAAUGCCAGAACUGUAAAACAAUUGUGUAUCCAUGAAGAAGAAAAGUAGAAAUUCAUCUAUUUAUUUUGUGUUACCCUUUCAAGUGGCGCUUAGGCAUACAUACAUAUUAGUCAGUACAGAUGGAUAAUGUAAUUAAAGUCAUUGUUGUCUAACUCUGAAUAUUUCACAUAGUAUGUUGCAUGUAGUACAUUUGAUUUUUGAACUGUAAAUGAAUUACUUGCUUCAAAUUGAAAGAUUGUGAUGGUUUGGCAUGACAACUGUUAGCAAUCUGUUGGCAUGAGCUAAUGUCUGUGUUACCUCUUUUCAAUAUUUUUCAAUAUAUUUCAUUAACAGAUUAACAAAGAAUUAUAUCGGGAAUAAUGUAAUGUUUAUUAAUGAAAUUAUUAUGUGUGAAAAUGAUGAAUUGUACAUGUUCUUGGCUGUAGAAAUAUUUGUCGUGGAACAGUCAGUGAAUGUCUAUAUUUAUUUAUGUGUGUAUUACAAACCUUUGGUUUGGAUGUGUGUGAAUGUGUAUGUUUUGUGUGUUUUAGUUUCAAAUUUUUUUGAACCAGCAAAAAGAAAAAAAAAUCUUGUAAAGACAUUUUGUAAAAAUGGAAUUGUAAAUACAGUCUUAUGUUACAUGUUAUUUUUCCAUGGUAGAAACUGUACAAACUGCUAAGUAAUAAAACAAUCUGUAACCACUUCCCUU
Monopterus albus (swamp eel) is the source of this 3157-nucleotide messenger RNA. RefSeq names its product anosmin 1 (gene anos1). The coding region runs from base 59 to 2080 and encodes 673 amino acids. The transcript has 14 exons. Gene Ontology annotation, cellular component: extracellular region; cell surface. Gene Ontology annotation, biological process: neuron differentiation. Gene Ontology annotation, molecular function: peptidase inhibitor activity; protein binding. NCBI's taxonomy places the organism in Eukaryota, Metazoa, Chordata, Actinopteri, Synbranchiformes, Synbranchidae. The record is from RefSeq and is a predicted model, not a curated record.